Molecule: messenger RNA, 1684 nt
Organism: Lolium rigidum
Lineage: Eukaryota; Viridiplantae; Streptophyta; Magnoliopsida; Poales; Poaceae
Product: cytochrome P450 81Q32-like
Exons: 2
Coding region: 1-1557 (518 amino acids)
Molecular function (GO): iron ion binding; oxidoreductase activity, acting on paired donors, with incorporation or reduction of molecular oxygen; monooxygenase activity
Source: RefSeq, a predicted model, not a curated record
AUGCCGACUCCAUCCAUGGACCCAACCGCGGAGGGAAUGCCCAGCGGUGGCGUCCCCCUCCUCCUACUCCUCAUCAUCGCCGGUGCCAUCGCCGUCUUCCUUCUGCCGAGGCGACGCCGCACGGACGGGAGCGGCAGCGCGCCCAGCCCGCCAUCCCUCCCGCUGCUCGGCCACCUCCACCUUCUCAAGAAGCCGCUGCACCGCUCGCUGGCCGCGCUCGCCGGGGCCCCAUCGCCGAGCGCGGCGCCGCUCCUCUCACUCCGUCUCGGCUUCCGCCGGGCGCUGCUCGUGUCGGCGCACGCGGCCGCCGAGGAGUGCUUCACGGCGCACGACGCCGUGCUGGCGGGGAGGCCGCAGCUGCUCGCGGCGGAGCACCUCGGGUACGGGCGCACCACCGUCGUGUGGGCCUCCCACGGGGACCACUGGCGCGGCCUGCGCCGGUUCCUCGCCGUCGAGCUCUUCUCGUCCUCCCGCCUCGCCGCGCUCGCCGCCGACCGCCGCGCCGAGGUCGCGUCCCUCGUCGAGAACCUGCUCCAUGACGCCGUUGGUGGCGGUUGGGUCACCCUCCGGCCCAGGCUCUUCGAGCUCGUGCUCAACGUGAUGCUGCGCGCGAUCACCGCGCGCCGGCACGCCGGCGGCGAUGUGCGCAGGUUCCAGGAGAUCGUCGAGGAGACGUUCGCGGUGAGCGGCGCGCCCAGCCUCGGGGACUUCUUUCCCGCUUUGCGGUGGGUCGACCGCCUCCGCGGCGUCGUGGCGGCACUUGCAAGCCUGCAGACAAAGCGCGACGAGUUCGUCACUGGCCUCAUCGUCAACCACCAGCGAAUGCGCAGCGCCGGUGGCCAAGACGUGGAGAAGAAGGGCGUAAUCGACGUGCUCAUGGAGCAUCAGCAAACAGAUCCCGACUACUACACGGACACUGUCGUCAAAGGCAUCCUCUUGGUACUGCUCACCGCCGGCACCGACACAUCGGCGCUGACCACCGAGUGGGCGAUGGCGCAGCUGCUGACGCACCCGGAGGCGAUGCGGAAGGCGAGGGCCGAGAUAGACGCCAUUGUCGGCACGGGCCGGCUGGUGGAGGAGUCGGACAUCACCAACCUCCCGUACCUGCAAUGUGUUGUCAAGGAGACCCUUCGGCUCCGCCCCGUCGGCCCGGUCAUCCCGGCGCACGAGGCAAUGGAGGACUGCACGGUGGUCGGCUAUCGCGUCCGGCGCGGCACGAUGAUCCUCGUGAACGCGUGGGCGAUCCACAGGGACGCCAAUAUCUGGGAUGCGCCGGAGGAGUUCAGGCCGGAGCGGUUCAUGGACAGAGACACGGUCACCGCGCCCAUGCUGCCGUUCGGGCUUGGCCGGAGGCGGUGCCCUGGCGAGGGCCUGGCGAUGCGCCUUGUCCCUCUGACACUGGCAGCACUACUGCAAUGCUUCGAGUGGGAUAUUGGUGAAGGCGGCACCGUCGACAUGGCGGAAGGUGCUGGGCUGACAAUGCCAAUGGCGACGCCGUUGGCGGCUGUCUGCCGGCCCCGCGAGUUCGUCAAGAGCGUGCUCUCUGCUUCCACUUGAUGGAGUAAACCCAGGUUUCUGAAGAAAAGGAAGAACAAACUGGUUCACAAAUGUUUGGCAGUGGUGCAAACAUGCUAGUGUUGUUGUGGAAAAGAAUACUUGCAACAAAAUUCCAUUAGAUGGUCGU